Branchiostoma floridae (Florida lancelet) is the source of this 1454-nucleotide messenger RNA. RefSeq names its product small integral membrane protein 15-like. The coding region runs from base 189 to 416 and encodes 75 amino acids. The record is from RefSeq and is a predicted model, not a curated record. The transcript is spliced from 2 exons. Lineage: Eukaryota; Metazoa; Chordata; Leptocardii; Amphioxiformes; Branchiostomatidae.
GAAAAAGCCAACCUUUGCGAUUCUUAUAGUGGUUUCUCCCACAAUAAAGAUGGCGACGCCCUUGUAGUGUUUUGGACGGAAGUUGUACUUUCCCGAAGUUUUCUCUUCCUUCGCUCAAAACUAGAGCGUCUUCACACAUCAGCGGGCCGAAAAGCAGUAGGUUACUUUCUUGACUACAGCAUCAGAAGAUGGCAGAUAUUCCACCUUGGCUGGAGGAUAUCCUGAAAUGGGCUGCGACGAACCCCUGGGAGUUCAUCUACUACGUCCUGCUGUGCCUCUCCCCGUUCUUCUUCAUCAGUGCCCUGUUGUCAUGGAAACUGGCUCAGCAGAUCGACGCCCGCGACAAGGAAAAGAAGAGGAAGGCCAAGAAGGAAGCCAACAUCGCCAGGGCACGGGGGCGGGCGAAACAGGACUGACGCUAGUGACAGUAGUUUGUAGUGUUACAUUUGGGCUGUAACCGGUGAUGGGCAUCAACUGUGUUUUACUCAUCCUGGUUAGUUUAUACAUGUACCUGCUUCAAUAGUUCAGAACUAGUGUGGCAAGCAGGCUUUCUGUAUGUGUCAUCUUUUUUGGAAAGAAGUUUUACACAUUCUCAGUGCUCGGCAUUUAAAAAGAGAACCAGCACUAUGGCCCAGUUUUUCUUCUCGCCAAUUUUAGUUCCACAUCUUGGUGCUAUUCUUUAUCCUUUUAGACAAUAGAUCUGCAUUAUUUGUGGGCUAGACAGCAGUCAUCAGGUUUAGUAGUUUGAACAUUUGUGAAAAUUUUCGUCUUGAUGUACAUGAUUUUUCAUGAUUAAUCCAACAAUUGAGAUGAUGUUUUCAUGUAACUGCCAAUGUCAUGAUACCCUAUGUUCAGCAACUAAUAGCAUGACUAUGGAUGUAUCAAUAAUAAGGGUCAUUUUGAUUUUGAUUACAACACCUCAGGGUCCAAACAACUUCAUUUGGACUUAUUCUACAGUGAAUGUACUUUCAUUUCGUGUGUGGAGUAUGGUGUUUUUGCAUGUGACAAUGAAGACAUUUUCAGUGUACGUUAACAUUGAUAGAAUCAGACUGUAAACUGUUGUGAUCUCUAGUCUAGAACAGCAAACUGAUCAAAGCAUAUGAAAUGCUGAAAUUUAUGUUCCAUCAGGGCUAAUGAUCACUUGGAACACCAUGUCAUUCCAUUCUUCUCAGCCAUCUCAGAGACUCUCUUAGUCCCACUUUGUUGUUCAAUACAUUUGUAUUCACAGAAAGUUGUUACUAGUGAUUAAGAAUUGCCAAUGUGUAUCUCAGCAACUCUAUUUACUUGAAACAGUGGACUCUGAUGCUUGUACCAGUACUACUACUAGCACUUGAGACUAAUGUUAUCAAGCUGAUCAGAAUGAUUAUGGGUGGAUGUCGUCAACAUAAAAAUUGAAACAACUCCUUUGCCCCAGUGUGUAUAUUUCUGAAUAAAGAUUGCUGUUUUGAAUUGUA